AUCUGAAACAAUUUACACGUCCUGCUGCAGUAUUAUGAAACUCCCCUUCCUUGUGGUUUGCUGAUAAGCACAGUGAAUGGAAUUGCAAAUGUGAAGAAAACGACCUUCAAAAUACAGAUGAGGAAUACAAAAACAACACGCUAACAUGUCCUCACAACGGCUUCAUUCUUAGCAUUGAACAAUUGCAGGAUUAGCAGCAUCGCAAAUUCAUCAAGCUCACAAAAAGCAAGUGUGUGAGGCGACUCGCUGGGUAGAUGUAGUGACGUUAUUUCCUGGGGGUGGCGGUGAAGGUACUGCAGACCCUGGCUUCAAUGCACACUGGAGUUCAACUAAACAGAGAAGCCGAGGAUAUACAGACAUGGGCAUAGCGACGUGAAUCCGUGGAAAUAAACCGCACAGUAUCAUUGCACUGAGUGCUUAUUUAGCACUGAGAGCACAGAUAGGAACGGGUGAUAUUUAUAUACAACGCAUAUAUUUAUAUAUUAAAGCAUAUCUAUAAUUUAACUAUCAACGUUUGUGAGUCUAGCUGACUGACCGACCAUGGCGGAGAAGACCGGCCGGCUCAGCUUCCCCGGGAGCGGCGCGCUCAACAGACCCGUCCCGAUGAACCUGUUCGCUACCUGGGAAAUCGACGGCUCGUCUCCAAGCUGCAUACCCAGGCUCUGCAGUCUGACGCUGAAGAAGCUGGUGGUGAUGAAGGAGCUGGAUAAGGAGCUCAUCUCAGUGGUCAUCGCCGUCAAAAUCCAGGGCUCCAAGAGGAUCCUGAGAUCUCAUGAGAUCGUGCUGCCCCCUAGUGGAGUGGUGGAGACAGACCUGGCUCUCACGUUUUCACUGCAGUACCCUCACUUCCUGAAGAGGGAAGGCAAUAAGCUUCAGAUCAUGCUGCAGAGGAGGAAGAGGUACAAGAACAGAACCAUCCUGGGCUACAAGACGCUGGCCGUGGGCUCCAUCAACAUGGCUGAGGUGCUGCAGCACCCCACCGAGGGGGGCCAGGUCCUCUCGCUCUGCAGCAACAUGAAGGACACGGCCGCCAAGGUGGCUGAGAUCUGGAUCUUCUCCCUGUCCAGCCAGCCCAUCGACCACGAGGACGGGGCCGUGCAGGGGGGGCAGAAAGCCAAGUCCACAGAUAAUUACUCUGAAGAGGAGUACGAGAGCUUCUCCUCGGAGCAGGAAGCCAGUGAUGACGCGGCCCAGGGUCAGGAUCUGGAUGAUGACGAGUAUGAUGUGAGGAAGCCGAAGAAGCAGCGGCGCUCAAUAGUCAGGACCACGUCCAUCACCAGGCAACAAAACUUCAAGCAGAGGGUUGUGGCCUUGCUGAAGAGGUUCCGAGUUUCAGAAGAGGUGCUGGACUCAGAGCAGGACCCCGCAGAGCAGGUCCCGGAGGUGGAGGAGGACCUGGACCUGGACAGUCUGGACAUCGAGAACCCGAGCGACAGCGGACCCGAGCUGGACGACGACGACAGUGUGCUGAGCACGCCCAAACCCAAACUCAAGCCUUAUUUCGAGGGUAUGUCCCACUCCAGCUCCCAGACUGAGAUCGGGAGCAUCUACAGCAUCCGGAGCCAACGCGAGCCCCCCAGUCCGAUGGAAGCGCCCGACAAGUUGAAAAGCUCAGGAAGCAAGUUCCAAGUGGACGAUGUGUCUGACACAGUCUCCUUCGAGCAGCCCGAGGCCAUUACUCCCACGACAGAGCUGGAGCGAAACAACAUGGAUACCUUCCUUGAGAAACUGCCUCCCAGUGGGAAAAUCACCAAGACGGAGUCCUUCUUCAUCCCCUCCAACAGACCGGAUUCGAAGCUGACGGGCCGGCGAGGCAGGAGCACCUCCCUCAAGGAGAGGCAGCCAAUCAGACAGCAGAACGAAAGAGCAAACAGCCUGGACAAUGAGCGCUCCCCCGACACCAGGUGUCACAUGCAGAUCCCCAGAAAGACUGUGUACGACCAGCUCAACCACAUCCUCAUCUCUGACGAGCAGCUCCCUGACAGCAUCCUCCUGAUCAACACCUCCGACUGGCAGGGGCAGUACCUAUCGGAGGUCUUGCAGAAUCAGCAGCUGCCCGUGGUCUGCACCUGCUCCAACGCAGACAUCCAGGCUGCGUUCAACACCAUCGUCUCACGCAUCCAGAGAUUCUGUAACUGUAACUCUCAGACGCCGAUCCCCAUUAAGAUUGCUGUGGCCGGGGCUCAGAGUUACCUGAGCGCUGUCCUGCGCCUCUUUGUGGAUCACCUGUCUCACAAGACCCCUAACUGGCUGGGCUACAUGAGGUUCCUCGUCAUUCCACUGGGCUCUCACCCCCUCUCCAAGUACCUGGGUACCAUCGACUAUCACUACAACAACCUGUUCCAGGACUCGGCCUGGAGAGACCUGUUCCACAAGCAGGAGGCGCCCGUCAUAGUGCCGGAAUGCCCUGACCUGGUGUCUAGGAUCACACAGUACAUGGUGGGUGCGAACGGAGCGCACCAGCUUCCCAUUGCAGAGGCCAUGCUGACCUACAAGCAGAAGAGGAAAAAGAAUUUUGAUUUUGCUCUAAGCCUUGAUGAAGAUUCCUGUCAGAAGUUUAUCCCGUUCAUUGGUGUGGUGAACGUGGGGAUUGUGGAGCAGUCAUCUGCAACGUCAGGUGACUCGGACGAUGCAGCCCCAGUGGGGUCCAUGCUGCUCUCCUCCACCCCCCCUCAGGUGUCUCCUGUGCUGAAGGAGGCCUUGCCCACCCCACCCUCCUCUCCCUCCGUCACCACUGGCUUCUACUCCUACAGUACCCCAGGCGGUGGCCAGGGGGAGCUCAUGGGUCUGCAGGUGGAUUACUGGGUGUCCCUGCAGACAGGUGAGAAGAAGAGGGACUUGGAGAAGAAGGACUCCUCCUCCAAGAACUCUCUGAAGUGCACCUUCCGCUCGCUGCAGGUCAGCCGCCUGCCCCUCUCGGGGAGCGACGCCUCCCCCCAGCCCACCAUGAACAUGACUGUCGUCACCAAGGAGAAGAACAAGAAGGUGAUGUUUCUGCCAAAGAAAACAAAGGACAAAGAAGUAGAGUCCAAGAGCCAGGUCAUUGAGGGCAUCAGCAGACUGAUCUGCACUGCCAAGCACCAACAGACCAUGCUGCGAGUGCUGAUAGACGGAGUCGAGUGGAACGAUGUCAAGUUUUUCCAGCUGGCAGCUCAGUGGUCGUCCCAUGUCAAACACUUCCCCAUCGGCAUCUUCGGACACUCCAAAGCCACCUACUAACUGAGGGGGAACCUCCCCCACCCCCACCCGUCCUGGAGCCACUCCUCAGCUGUGUGCCAAGAUUCAACCCGACCGACCGACAACCUGCCUCCCUCCUACCCUCCCUCCCCCAUCUCUCCUCCCCUCCCCUCCCUCUUUCUGACCGACAACCCGCCUCCCUCCCUCACCUCCCCUCCCUCAUCUCCCCUCCCUCCCUCCUUCCUGACCGACAACCCGCCUCCCUCCCUCACCUCCCCUCCCUCAUCUCCCCUCCCUCCCUCCUUCCUGACCGACGGCCUGCCUCACUCCUGGCCUACCUGGCUGCGUUUCCGAUUUUAAGGAAAUGGGGCUGUCAAAAUUUCAAUUGGACUUUUUGUAUACAUUUGAAAACCUAAUGAAAUAAAUAAUUUUAAACCAUUGACUAAAAAACAACAACUCCCUAACAGUAACAAAAGUAGGACCCAUGAAAAGCUACUGUCAUCUGAAGAGUGCAAUAACUUGUAAAUACAGCGAAACCUGAACUAACCGCUGGUUGCCAAGGAGCAUCUGUGGUUGCCAUGGCUGCUUAUUCCAUGUACCACUGUGUCAGUCUUCACCUGUUCAGUAGGAGCAGCUGAUCCCUUAGUUUGGAAGGCCGAAAAGACCUUUUACUGCAUGAAAAUGGAUAAGACGACAAGGCAUUAAAAGGGAUGCUUUACGAUAAACAGGGUUAUUUAACUCUAGGGGGGAAAAGGAUAUUUAUUUUGUACUAAUUUUCUGUUCAUUUAUGACGCCAGGUCUGUCCUUUUUGUUCGUUCUUUGUCUAAAGUGUUCCCUUUCUCAUCCUUUGCCAUGAGAAUCGUGGUCAUGUGAUCCUGUAGGGGCUACUCCCCUGCCACUUUAUAGGUGGAGAGUAACCACUGGUCUGCUGUUUUAAUUGGUUCAGUGUAAGCACACAGUUGCCUAGCGAGGAACAGAGAUGAGCAUUUUACCAGCCACACAGUCACUUCUUUACUCCAGCCAGGCCCAUGCAAACUUUUAGAAAUACUUCAAGGAACUAAAUAAAUUCAGCAUUGGAGACACGGAGAAAGACCUCUGGUCAAAACGUUUGUCAUUGAAUAAUUUUUUUUAGUAUUUCAAAAUGCAGCACUAUUGAGUGGUUGAUAGUUAUGGAUGAUACCAUACAUACUUUACUUAAGUGACAACGAGCAAAGUGGGAAAAUGUUCCGUUGUCAAACACAGUGGCAGCAGCGUGCCUUGAUUUUGAUUCGAAAUAGGGGUGGGCAGAAUGGGCUUGUCGGUUUUUAAACACUUUACCAGCUCAGACAGUUUAACUCUUAAAAGGCUGCACUGCUGGAAUUCCUAUAUAAGAUAUGUAAAAAAGGUGCCAUAUACGUGGUCUAUAGGGCUUCAGUACCUGGUACAAUGGUACUAGACUCUAAAAUAAAACUGGUAUUGCUAAUCUUGUAGUCAGCCUGCACAUUUACCUAAAUUUGUUUCUGCAAUAUCUAAUCUCCUGUUUCUGUUGCAUGAAAACAAGCAUACAAACUACAACUCCCAUCAAACAAAAGAGUAACCGAGAUGGUUUCCUCUUCCUGCUGCGAAUCACAAUUCAUGUCGCAUUGUUCACAUAAACCAGGUCUUCUGAAGCAGAGAUUCAAAAGCAUAACGAUGGCAGUUGUCUGUAAGCAGUUACAAGCCAAGAACCUCCUAGUACUUUAACUACAGGUUUCGGGUUCCUUUACUAACCACUGUGCUCCCCUUCCUCUUCUCAAUUCACAACCCUGUUAAAAUGGAAUCUGGAUUUGCCCAGACCGCAUGGAGACAGGCACAUCCGUCCUUGCAAGCAGCUGGCUCAGUCUCAGUCUGUCUCAUCUGAAUUCAGUGAUAACGUGAUUAAAGGAUAACCACACCCAAUGCAACCAUUUACUAGAAGUUAGUUUUACACACAAGCAGGGAUUCGGAACGAGAUUGCAAACGUGCACGUCCUGUGCAGCUAAUCAAUAUAAAACUUCAUUGAUCAGCUUCUCAAUUCUGCCUACAAAAAAGCAUUUUGUUCAGACAGGAAAGACUAAACAUAACAAGUUAGCUGUGAAUACACAGUCGACGUGUCCCGUCCCAGUUUUCAUUCAUCCCAGUUGACCGUGCAUUUUCCUUGCCUGCUCUUUAAAAUAGCUGUGUGUCGCCGUGAUAAAAGCAGAACUUUCACUCCAUUUCCAAUAAAAUGACAUUACAAAUAAAAUGGAUUAGUCUCUCAAAUCCAUGUUUCCCUGCUGUGGAAUAGUCUGCAUUUCAAGCUUACAUUUACUAAACAUGUUGAAUCAUUUCAAUCUCAGAAGCCUGGAUAUAAUGGGGGAUGAAUAAUGAUGUUUUAAAAGUGAAGAAGUUUGUAUGCAAGAAGUCUAAAAUGUUUACUUGAAGGAGCUGUAGCACUGUUUUAAUAAAACAAUUAGAAUUUACAAUUUAACAUAACAAGUCAUUCUAUGGCAAAAGGUGUCAAAGUCUUUGGAACAGCACAGGGCAUCUUCAAUUAUAAAGGGACAAAAAAAAAAAAAACUCCAAGCCUUUUAUAUGAAUUGUGAUUUAUAGCUUUUAUAUUGUUAAUUUUUGCCAAAUGUACUGUACCACUGGUGUCCAGCUUUGGGGUGAAAGGGACACUUUGGAGGGAAAUCAGUGUAAUAUUGAAUUGAUCUUGUUUUAAGUGUGUUGAUGUUCAUGUAUCUUUGUUUUGUCUGCUCUGAGAGGUUGUGGGUGCUCUGCAGAGCAGCUCGGAGUUCUACAUUUUAAAAGGGGGCCCCAUCCAGCAAGGCGAUGGGGAAACAGCAAGAAGCUUCAAAUGGCAUCUUAACGUUAUUUUGUCCUCUUCCCCUUAACUUCGAGUUUUAUUGAUUUAUUAUAUUGUUUUUUUUUGUAUGACCUGGGAAGGUGCUUCAAACUGUUUUUAAAAGCCCAGCUCCUUAUCAGAGUUGAACUUCUAAUUUCUCUUAAUUCUAUCUCCGUGAGAACAGUUAUAAACUGAUUGCUAUUUUGAAGUGUCCAAGAGUUGCACUGUUCAGUUUAAAUAUAAUGCUGAUUUAAGAAUUCUGCCCUUGCAGAAGGAAUCUUGGCAAAAAUAAAAAACAAGGGACAUAAACCAGGUUUCUGAAAAUAAAUCCUGUUUGAACUGAACAGUGCCAUUUUCUGACCAUAUAAAAACAACAAUCGCUCUAUAAAUGCCCAAACUUUUCAGUGUUUGAUGCAGUUCCCCCUUAAUCCUGCAGAUUCCUUAUUCCUGCUCAGGAACCUAAGUUACCAAUAAAAAACCUGAAACUGUGUUCCCUUGUGCAGUGUGACGGCACUAGCCCCUGACGGAGCUGCAGUGUGACUGCACUAGCCCCUGACGGAGCUGCAGUGUGACUGCCCUAGCCCCUGAUGGAGCUGCAGUGUGACUGCCCUAGCCCCUGAUGGAGCUGCAGUGUGACUGCACUAGCCCCUGAUGGAGCUGCAGUGUGACUGCACUAGCCCCUGAUGGAGCUGCAGUGUGACUGCCCUAGUCCCUGAUGGAGCUGCAGUGUGACUGCACUAGCCCCUGAUGGAGCUGCAGUGUGACUGCCCUAGCCCCUGAUGGAGCUGCAGUGUGACUGCCCUAGCCCCUGAUGGAGCUGCAGUGUGACUGCCCUAGCCCCUGAUGGAGCUGCAGUGUGACUGCCCUAGCCCCUGAUGGAGCUGCAGUGUGACUGCACUAGCCCCUGAUGGAGCUGCAGUGUGACUGCCCUAGUCCCUGAUGGAGCUGCAGUGUGACUGCACUAGCCCCUGAUGCAGCUGCAGUGUGACUGCACUAGCCCCUGAUGGAGAUGCCUUGUAGAAGUUUAGAGCUCCUUUAGCUCUAUAAAUACUGUAUAUAUUGUAUAGUUACUGUUUUGUUACAAGCUGUGCUGUUCUUUUUUGUUGUUUAAUUAGCAUUAACUUGUUUACUGCACUUUCAUUAAGAAAGCCUGGGAAAGCUG
Messenger RNA from Acipenser ruthenus (sterlet), 7163 nucleotides. Its product is annotated as phosphofurin acidic cluster sorting protein 2-like. The record is from RefSeq and is a predicted model, not a curated record. Lineage: Eukaryota; Metazoa; Chordata; Actinopteri; Acipenseriformes; Acipenseridae. Gene Ontology annotation, molecular function: transmembrane transporter binding. Bases 541 to 3219 code for a protein of 892 amino acids. Gene Ontology annotation, biological process: protein localization to plasma membrane. The transcript is spliced from 25 exons.